Molecule: messenger RNA, 5012 nt
Organism: Pogona vitticeps (central bearded dragon)
Lineage: Eukaryota; Metazoa; Chordata; Lepidosauria; Squamata; Agamidae
Gene: TLL1
Product: tolloid like 1
Biological process (GO): proteolysis
Molecular function (GO): metalloendopeptidase activity; zinc ion binding; calcium ion binding
Source: RefSeq, a predicted model, not a curated record
UGCCUCGCCCCCCCUCCAUUUUGGCCAACUCCUACAUCCACCCACCCCCAAACAAAACACACACGCGCACAAACACGCUGCCGCUCCGAGGUUCUUGACACCCGGCGCCGUGUGAGUGUGUGCGCGCGCGUCUCUUUUCUCUCUCGCCCACCCCCCCCCNAAAUCUCGUUUCUGAGGAGGAGAAUAAAAAUGCUUCGCUGGAGCAUGGCUUUGUGGCUGGCUGGGAUGACCCUGUGGGGCAAGCUCGCCCGCUGCACCGGCCUCGACUAUGACUACGCUUACGACUUCAACGAAGAGGAUAAGACUGAAGCGAUAGAUUACAAAGAUCCUUGCAAAGCCGCUGUCUUUUGGGGAGAUAUUGCCUUAGAUGAUGAAGACUUAAAAAUCUUUCAGAUUGACAGGACAAUUGAUCUUACACAGCAUUCAAAUGAGAGAGACAGACAUAAUACAGGUGGAUUUGGAGAACAUGGAGUGUCAAAAAAAAGUGAUGCUCUCUAUCAGCUAAUAGACAGAAUAAGAACAUUUGGUUCAGGCUUUGAUCAAAGUAAUACAACUAAGGGAAGAGCAGCACUAACAUUCUCAGGGAGCUAUGACAGAAAAAGGAUACCUAGAGCGGCUACAUCGCGUACAGAAAGAAUAUGGCCAGGAGGUGUCAUUCCAUAUGUUAUAGGAGGAAAUUUCACUGGCAGCCAGCGAGCCAUGUUCAAGCAGGCAAUGCGGCACUGGGAAAAAUAUACCUGUGUUACAUUCAUUGAGCGAAGUGAUGAAGAAAGUUACAUUGUGUUUACAUACAGGCCCUGUGGGUGCUGUUCUUAUGUAGGUCGAAGGGGCAAUGGUCCUCAGGCAAUCUCUAUAGGCAAGAACUGUGAUAAAUUUGGAAUUGUUGUUCAUGAGCUGGGACAUGUGAUAGGGUUUUGGCAUGAACACACAAGACCAGAUAGAGACGAUCAUGUAACCAUCAUCAGAGAAAAUAUCCAGCCAGGUCAGGAGUACAACUUUUUGAAGAUGGAGCCUGGAGAAGUUAAUUCUCUGGGGGAGCCAUAUGAUUUUGAUAGCAUUAUGCACUAUGCCCGGAACACCUUCUCAAGGGGCAUGUUUCUGGAUACCAUACUUCCUUCCCGUGAUGACAAUGGGAUCCGGCCAGCCAUUGGUCAGCGCACCCGAUUAAGUAAAGGAGAUAUUGCACAAGCAAGAAAGCUGUACAGAUGUCCAGCAUGUGGUGAAACAUUGCAAGAGUCUACAGGCAACUUUUCCUCUCCAGGAUUUCCAAAUGGCUAUCCAUCAUAUACACAUUGCAUAUGGAGAAUUUCAGUGACGCCUGGAGAGAAGAUUGUUUUAAACUUUACUACAAUGGACCUCUAUAAGAGCAGCCUCUGCUGGUAUGACUAUAUUGAAGUAAGAGAUGGCUACUGGAGAAAAUCACCUCUGCUUGGCAGGUUCUGUGGUGAGAAACUCCCAGAUGUCCUUACCUCUAGUGACAGCAGAAUGUGGAUAGAGUUCCGUAGUAGCAGUAACUGGGUAGGAAAGGGUUUUGCAGCCGUUUAUGAAGCAAUUUGUGGAGGUGAAAUACACAAAAACGAAGGCCAGAUCCAAUCUCCUAAUUAUCCUGAUGACUACAGACCAAUGAAGGAAUGUGUGUGGAAAAUAACAGUGUCAGAGAACUACAAUGUCGGAUUAACCUUUCAGGCGUUCGAGAUUGAGAGACAUGACAAUUGUGCCUAUGAUUAUUUAGAGGUCCGAGAUGGAAUCAGUGAAAGCAGUCCGUUAAUUGGCCAUUUUUGUGGCUAUGAUAAACCUGAAGACAUAAGAUCUACCUCCAACACCCUGUGGAUGAAAUUUGUUUCUGAUGGAACAGUCAACAAAGCAGGGUUUGCUGCUAACUUUUUUAAAGAGGAAGAUGAAUGUGCCAAACCUGACAAUGGUGGAUGUGAACAACGGUGUGUCAAUACGCUGGGCAGCUAUCAUUGUGCUUGCGAUCCAGGUUAUGAACUUGGGCCUGAUAAGAAGAGUUGUGAAGCGGCUUGUGGAGGACUUUUGACAAAGCUGAAUGGGACUAUAACAACACCAGGAUGGCCCAAAGAAUAUCCUCCUAACAAAAACUGUGUAUGGCAAGUGGUUGCUCCCACCCAAUAUAGAAUCUCAGUGAAGUUUGAAUUUUUUGAAUUAGAAGGAAAUGAAGUGUGCAAAUAUGAUUAUGUUGAAAUCCGUAGUGGCCUAUCUUCUGAUUCCAAACUACAUGGCAAAUUUUGUGGUACAGAAGUGCCUGAAGUUAUUACAUCCCAACUGAAUAAUAUGAGAAUUGAGUUCAGAUCAGAUAACACAGUUUCAAAAAAGGGUUUCAAGGCUCACUUCUUCUCAGAUAAGGACGAAUGUUCAAAGGACAAUGGUGGCUGCCAGCAUGAAUGCAUCAACACUGUAGGAAGCUAUGUGUGUCAAUGUCGCAAUGGAUUUGUGCUACAUGAAAACAAACAUGACUGCAAGGAAGCUGAGUGUGAACAGAAGAUCCACAGCCCAAAUGGAAUUAUCACAAGCCCUAACUGGCCUGACAAGUACCCAAGCAGGAAGGAAUGCACGUGGGAAAUAAGUGCCACUCCUGGUCACAGAGUCAAAAUAGUUUUUAAUGAAUUUGAAAUUGAGCAACAUCAAGAAUGUGCCUAUGACCAUUUAGAACUAUUUGAUGGAGAAACUGAAAAGUCUCCAAUUCUUGGACGUUUAUGUGGAAAUAAGAUACCAGAUCCUCUUGUUGCUACUGGAAAUAAAAUGUUCAUUCGUUUUAUCUCUGACGCAUCAGUACAGCGGAAAGGCUUCCAAGCUACACAUUCUACAGAAUGUGGUGGUCGUUUGAAAGCUGAAAGCAAACCAAGAGAUCUCUAUUCUCAUGCUCAGUUUGGUGAUAACAACUACCCAGUUCAAGCAGACUGUGAAUGGCUAAUAGUAUCAGACCGUGGCUAUCGAAUAGAAUUGACUUUUCAGACAUUUGAGGUGGAAGAAGAAGCAGACUGUGGUUAUGACUACCUAGAACUAUUUGAUGGCCAUGAUACCACAGCCCUAAGACUUGGUCGGUUUUGUGGAUCAGGGCCACCAGAAGAAAUGUACUCAGCAGGUGAUUCUAUUUUACUUCAUUUUCACACGGAUGAUACAAUCAACAAAAAAGGAUUCCAUAUACGAUACAAAAGUAUAAAAUACCCAGAUAAUGUCCACACCAAAAAAUAACACAAGGUACCUUUGAUCACAAAAUGAGUCAGAAAGAGCGACUUGUGGAGAAAUAGAAGGGGAGAGAGAGAAAGAGAGAGAGGGGUGGAUUUUUUUUCAUACUGACCUUAUUACUAAACAAGUUUUACACCAAGAAUUCAAAUGAAGGAAAGCCAAAACAUCUCACUGUCAAAUGUACUCCUGUUCUAACAGUACAGACAUUAUGGUGAUGACGUGUGGUCUCCGUGUGUGGCUGUCUCUGCAAAGCUGGCAAAGGGGCAUCACCUGCUUUCAAGGAGACUAUUAAGAGCUUGACAAGUGUCCUAGAGGCCUGCAUAUUCAACAGUCAGAUUUAGGGGGAAAGACCCUACAGACUUCUUUUGUUACGACAAGUGACUGGUGUCCAGGAGAGGAAAAAAGUUCACCUUCUGCAAGUCAUGCACUCAAAAAUGCUGUUCUUAUAUCCUCCUUACUGUAAUUGCUUCAGUGGUGUAUCCAGGAUACAAUACAUACAAACAAAAGUCAGCAAAGAAGGGCAGCAGAUCUUCUGAGAUUUAUUCCUUACUCAUAUUUCAUCUAUCCCAUUAAUGUAUUAAUGCCAUAGAAACUGGAAAACCAUGUCUGCAAAAUCAUUAGAUCUUUAGAGAAUUUUGAUUAUAGCAACACAUUGGAAUGUCUGACGCUUUUUACAUUCAUCAUGAUACAUCUAGACCUUGGAGACUGUCAGUGACUGGGAAGACUGGAUUUGUUACUGCUGACAGACUCUGUAUCUGCUGACCUCUUACAUGUUACACUUAGAAUGAUACAGGGAAUGUGUCUUUUACAAGACUGCUGCAGACCUUUGUAUAAAGAACAACAGAGGUUACCAGGACCAGAGUAAUCCCAAAUGCCAGUUGUGAGUUUCAUUUUGAUAGUAAUGAACCGCUAGUCUACAUUUCCUUGGAAAUGUUUGUGAAUGAGCUAUUUGUUUGUUUGCUUUUAAAAAAAUCAUAAACAAUUAAAGGUUUCCCCCCCAAAACCAGGUUUUCCAACCAAUUGGGGGGGAAAGAACAAAGGAAUUGUUUUCUGGAAAUAAGACCCAUGAUGGCAAGAUAUUUCUAUGGUGCUAUUCUAUGAACAUUUUUUAAAAAAAUAUUCCCAUAAUCUAAAAUAUUCUAGACCUUCAAGCCAACAACCUGCAGAUCAUGAAUGUCUCACAAUGCCUGGCUGCAUCUUAAGAAGGACAGACUUUCUAAGCAUGUGAAAAAGAGAAUUAAAAUGGCAGCACAAGCCCUGUGGAACAACUACUACUAUUGCCUUAGUAUACUUGCACAUGAUCGUACAGAUCUUCCUGUAGAUAAACAUCUGAUUUGAUACAGAACUUGAUAGUUUGAACAAGUAUUGUUCACAGAAGUGAUCCUCAAGCAAAUCCCCAUCUGCAAAAUCUGCAGACCAAGAUCAUCAGUUGUAAAUAGUAUGGACUUCCUGUUGAUGUAGAAAUAUGUUACUUUUAGAACAAAGUAUUGUAUGUGCUUUAGGCCAUACAUGGCUUUAGUCACAGUGUAUAUGCAUCAUGUAAGUAUGUAUGAAUGAGUUCUUCAAGAGAGUGAGAAGUGUGUGGAUGGACAGGUAAAUAGUAAUUCAUGUGCCAAGUUCCACCAGAAUCCAGAUUGACUGUAGCAACUUUCUUUAAAGCUUUCUUAAGUGGGUCAAUAAAGAAUCAAGAAUGCGUGAAUUUUAUGUUCCAUUCAGAAGAAAUAUUUUGAUAACCUUUGAAGUUGGUUGCUACCCAGCUUAGUUUAUGUUUCCUUACUGUGAUCAUACACUGGCAUUAAUAAAUG